UGACAGCUCAAAUUAAAGUUCGAGGAGUGCUGAGUGACAGUGCUCUUUCCUUUUUCCCUCUUUCAAAAAUUUUGCUCCUCUUCUCCUUCUUCAUCCCUCUGUCCACACCAUAACAGAAACAGAGAGAGAGAGAGAGAGCGAGAAGCAAAGGUUUGAGCUUUACCAAGUGGGAUGACCACCACAACAACAGCUUCAGUGGCUGCAACAGCAGCAACGAGGUUCAUAAAGUGUGUCACUGUUGGAGAUGGAGCUGUUGGGAAGACAUGCCUUCUCAUCUCUUACACCAGCAACACUUUCCCCACUGAUUAUGUUCCCACUGUGUUCGACAAUUUCAGCGCAAAUGUUUCGGUCGAUGGGCAAACUGUCAAUUUGGGCCUCUGGGACACCGCCGGACAAGAAGAUUACAAUAGACUGAGACCUCUGAGUUACAGAGGAGCAGAUGUGUUCAUUCUUGCUUUCUCCCUCAUCAGCAGGCCUAGCUUUGAGAACAUUGCCAAAAAGUGGGUCCCCGAGCUGAGACAUUACGCUCCAUCAGUGCCCAUUGUUCUCGUGGGGACGAAAUUAGAUCUCAGAGAAGACAAACAGUUCCUAAUGAGCUAUCCAGGAGCUUGCACGAUCUCUACAGAACAGGGUCAGGAACUAAGGAAGCAGAUAGGAGCAUUGGCAUAUGUUGAAUGCAGCUCGAAAACACAACAGAGCGUGAAAGCAGUUUUCGAUGCAGCUAUAAAAGUAGUACUCCACCCUUCAAAGCCAAAGAAACAGAAGAGAAGGCAAGGAGGAUUCUGUGGUGUUCUUUGAUCGAAUUCCACUUAUCAACCCCUCUGAACAAACGUCUGAGUUACAAUUCGAUCUGGGUUUCCCUUUUCUUGAUCUUCUAAGCGUGUUCUCCGCUUCUUGCGGAUAAAGUCUGCAGCUUUUUUUUUUUUUUUUUUGGCCAUUGGUGUCACUGUGAGGAGUUUGAAGAUGGAAGUAGCAGUAGAGGGUGCUUUGUAUAAUUUGUAAGCCAACUCUCGUAUUGUAAAUGAAUGCAAAUGAAGUUAUGCUUCUCGCUUUCCCCUUCA
Molecule: messenger RNA, 1061 nt
Organism: Tarenaya hassleriana
Lineage: Eukaryota; Viridiplantae; Streptophyta; Magnoliopsida; Brassicales; Cleomaceae
Product: rac-like GTP-binding protein RAC1
Exons: 7
Coding region: 172-798 (208 amino acids)
Biological process (GO): regulation of cell shape; small GTPase-mediated signal transduction; cortical cytoskeleton organization
Cellular component (GO): plasma membrane; cell cortex; cell projection
Molecular function (GO): GTPase activity; GTP binding; protein kinase binding
Source: RefSeq, a predicted model, not a curated record